This is a messenger RNA of Anopheles marshallii, 1290 nucleotides long. RefSeq names its product cytochrome c oxidase assembly protein COX15 homolog. NCBI's taxonomy places the organism in Eukaryota, Metazoa, Arthropoda, Insecta, Diptera, Culicidae. Gene Ontology annotation, biological process: heme A biosynthetic process. The transcript has 4 exons. Gene Ontology annotation, molecular function: oxidoreductase activity, acting on NAD(P)H, heme protein as acceptor. Gene Ontology annotation, cellular component: mitochondrial inner membrane. The record is from RefSeq and is a predicted model, not a curated record. Bases 1 to 1290 code for a protein of 429 amino acids.
AUGUUCAAUUGUUUACGCCUCUCAUCAUGCAUUGCACGAAAUGGCACCAACAAAUUCGGCGUAUUUAAAACACUCAGCCCCGCCAGAUCGUUCGUGAGCAACUCACUGCUAGUCAAAUCAAACGGCGGAGGAUUCACCUUUCGUGAUACAACAAAGAAUAGUUUACUUACGAUAGGAAGAACAAUUCGCACGCCCAUCAGUCGAUACUGCACCAAAUCUAGUUCCCCCGAAAAAGGAACCAAAAGCGUCGGAUACUGGUUGCUAGGAUGCAGUGGGAUGGUCUUCGUUGCUGUCGUACUAGGUGGUGUUACCCGGCUUACCGAGUCGGGCCUCUCCAUGGUAACGUGGAAAUUGUUGGGCGAAAAAAUGCCAAGAACGGAUGCGGAAUGGCGCGAGGAGUUUGACCGAUAUCAACAAUUUCCCGAAUUUAAGCUCAAAAACCAGGACAUGACACUGCAAGAAUUUAAGCUUAUUUGGUUCAUGGAAUACGGGCACCGUAUGUGGGGUCGAGCAAUAGGAGCAUUCUAUGCUAUUCCAGCACUUUAUUUUUGGACCAGAGGAUAUUUUAACAAAGCGAUGAAAAUACGUGUGCUCGCUUUUGGCGCCCUUAUCGGUGCCCAGGGUCUAAUGGGCUGGUAUAUGGUGAAAUCUGGCCUGGAGGAUCGAUUCCAUCAGGAAAGUGAUGUACCGCGUGUUUCGCAGUAUCGUUUGGCAUCACAUCUCGGAUUUGCCUUCGUGCUGUACUCCCUCUUCCUAUGGUCUGCGCUGGAUAAGUUGCUGCCGGCACAGAAGCUGGUCGGUCAGAUUCCUGCUGCUACAUUCCGCUUUAAGGGUUUGGCCCAUGCUACCAAGGCGGCCGUAUUCUUCACCGCCCUUUCUGGCGCAUUCGUAGCCGGCCUAGAUGCUGGGCUGAUUUACAACUCGUUCCCGAAAAUGGCCGACCGCUGGAUUCCGAGUGACAUACUCGCCUUGUCGCCAACGUUGCGCAACUUUACGGAAAAUCCCACCACGGUACAGUUUGACCAUCGUGUCUUAGGAACAGCCACCCUUACGCUCAUCACCGGUAUGUUUCUCAUUUCCCGCCGACGAAUGUUACCACCGCGCGCAUACAAAGCGGCCACGGCCGUUGCAGCGAUGGGCUGGAUGCAGGUUGCCCUCGGUAUAACGACGUUACUUACGUACGUUCCCGUACCGCUAGCAGCAAGCCAUCAAUCGGGUUCGUUAAUUCUGCUGUCCUUGGCGAUCUGGCUGACACACGAAUUGAAACUUGUUAAGCGAUUACCCAAAUAA